CGAAAGUUGUGUUGUAUUUACAAGUGUCUUAUCAGUAAUAUUGUGGUAAUAAAUUUAAAAAAACUUAUGUUAAUAUAAUAUCAGCUAUAAAUUUAGAUUAGCUGAGUUGUUUAAAUGAUUUUUUUCCCAACUCUGAAAUAUUUACAACCAUGGGGAAAGACACAGAUGAAAUACGAAUUGGAAAAAUCGACGACUGUGAUUCAGAUAUCCGCAAGACUGGACAGGAAAUGGACACGAUAAGACAAAGAACUAUUGCUUAUGAGUACCUUUGUCGGUUAGAAGAAGCUAAGACUUGGCUGGAAGCAUGUUUAAGAGAAAAAUUGCCCCCAGCAACUGAGUUUGAGGAAUGUUUGCGUAACGGCGUCUACUUGGCGAAACUUGGGAAUUUUAUUUCCCCUGAUUUACUUCCUAUCAAUAAAAUUUAUGACAUAGAUCAAAAACGGUACAAGUUUAUGGGUCUGCAAUUUAAACACACUGACAACAUCAAUAAAUUUUUACAAGUUCUUAAACAGACUGAGCUGCCAGUGACUUUUCAACCUGAAACAACUGAUAUUUAUGAUAAAAAAAAUAUGCCAAGAGUCAUAUACUGCAUCCAUGCACUGAGUUCACAUUUGUUUAAACUAGGAAAAGCUCCCCUUAUACAUGAUGUUUUCGGGAAAGCUAUUUUCACAGAUGAAGAACUAGAUUCAGUUUCAAAAGAUUUACAAAAAUGUGAACAUCCACUACCAAUGUUUCAAAAGAUUGGGGGCCUAUUAUCAAAAAACAAUAGUAGUGAUGAUAGUGCGGCCUUACACAAAUGUAUUGUAGAGCUGAACAACUUACUGGACAAAGAUAAAUCAAUAACUUCAGCUUUACUCAACCCCCAUUUAAAACUAAAACAUGUGCAGAACAGGCUAAUAGAUGAGUACAGAAAAGUAUUGAAAGCUGCAAAGCAUGACAAGGUGCAAACUGCUCAGAACCACUCUCUUAAUGAUAGCUAUGUCCCGGAUGAAUAUGACGAACUGCUUACCCUUGUAGAAAUACAGGGACACAUUACAGCAGUAAAUUACAAAUAUUCUUGGAAAAAGAUAUGCUCCGCCUCACAGAAUGGUGAUAUCAACACCUUGGAUAAAAUUUUCAAUGAAGAUUGGGUGAUAACAAAAAAUUAUAAUCCCAAAAAUCUUGACUUCUACUGUGAUGUUGUCAAAGAAAUUAUUGACUGCAAUAAAGAUGUUGAUGUAGAGAGUGUCACAAAUUGGCAUAAAAUAUUCCAAAACAUUAUUAAUGAAGGUAAUCGGAAGUCACUUGAACAUACAGAUCAUAAGACUGCAAUAAAUGAUGUGAACAGAGCUUUAGAUGAGGGAACUCCAGAAGAUUUAUAUGAGGCUUUAAAUAACCCAAAUUUAGAAUUGAACUUCAAAGUUGAGAAGUAUGCUGUACCACUUCUGUACGAAGAGAUGAAGUUGGAAAAAUAUGAAUUGGAGAAGAAUUUAAAUGAGAGUGAGAUUGCAUCAUCUGUUUCCUAUCUAUUAGCUAUUGCAUCCAUAUCUGAAGCGGUUGACCGUGGUGAUGACGCCGCUGUAUGGAACCGUCUCAACUCGAAACAAUUGCAUCUCGAAGGAUUACGACCUCAUUGUCGCCGCCGUUACUUGUCUGCUUUGGCUACUGCUUUACAAGUGAAAAUAAGAGAGCAAUGUGCCUGCUCAUUACUAACCCUUGACGACAUUAGAGACUCAAUAGACAUGGUCAACAUAAAAGAUGAUGAUAAUGAUGAAUUGGUGACAGUAAUAGAGCAUAUCAAUAAGGCAGUUACCGAAGAAGAUGCAGAUACUCUGAUGAUCUUGUUAAAACACUCAUCCUUAAAAUUGUCUGCACCAUUACAUAAGGAAGAAAGUCAUCUUUAUUUACGUAUGCUUAAAAAAGUAUUAGUUCAUAAGGAAUCUCAAAAUCUUUGGUUUGAUGAUAUUGUUGAAACUAUCAAUGAAGUCAAUUCUGAAUCUCAUAGUGUGAAGGAACUCACUGAAUCAUUAGUUCAGUUAAACUUAGCAGUGAUGAAAAAUAAUGUAGACGAGUUUUGGGAAGCUCUAAUGCAACCUGCUCUGUCUGCUUCAGGAAUGAUCGAAAGCUCCUGCAAAGAUAUCUAUUUUCAAAUGUUCUCUAAAGCAUUAAAAAAGAGAGGUCAUCAUAUUUGUCCUUGGAUUGUGUGCCAUACAAAUGCAGGCAAUACUGUUUACAUUGAUGUAGAAUCAUAUACAUACUCUUGGUCCACGCCUAAAGAUUUUGUUCCUUACGCCCGUUACUUGACUAGAAAGGACAUUAAUGUUCUUAUUGACAAAACUAAUAAGCACCAUGUCAAUAAAUACAUGCAGAUGAUUUUCGAAAAAACUAUCGUGAAAAUUCAAGCUUACAGUAGGGGAUACUUAGUUAGGAAAACAAUUAGGGACCGACUUAAGCUUUAUAAAGACAAUGAAAGAUAUAUAGUGAAGAUACAAGCAUGGUGGAGGAAAGUUUCUAUUGAAAAGAAGUAUGGCACUUUAAUUAAGAUGAAGGCGAUAGAGGCAAAAUUAAAAAGGGAGAGGAAGGAAAAUCCGAUGUUAUGGUAUAAAGUUCAGGAGCAGAAAAUUAUUAAAAUUCAAGCUCUUUGGAGAGGGCGCCGAGCACGGGAAGCGUUUACCGCUUUGUUUUACUCAUCCAAUCCACCACUGAAAGUUGUAAAGAAAUUCAUACCCAUGUUAGACUUUUCGACCGAGGAUUAUGACCGAGAAAUAGAAUUACAAUCACUAAAGUCAGAAGUUGUCCAGUCAAUAAGAAAAAAUCAAGAGUUGUCUAAACUCUUGGACAAUAUGGAUCUCAAAAUUGGACUCCUAGUACAAAAUCGUAUCGCUUUGCAAGAAGUAGCUGCUCAUGGUUUAAAGUUAAACAAUUUGGUCAAACAUAACUCUAUGACUAAGCUUGUUUUAGAAAAACGGUCUGAUGGUAAAGGGUCCUUACUGACUGUUUCAACAGCGGUCAAAGGGUUAAAGUCACUCACCAAAGAAAGUAAAAGACUACUAGAUGGGUACCAACACCUGUUUUACGAGUUACAAACUAAUCCAACUUACUUAUCAAAGCUCUUGUUUUGUAUACCACAAAACAAAACGAAUUUCUUUCUACAAAAUGUAGUAUUAAGUUUAUACAACUUUGGUGCAUACGCGAGGGACGAAUAUUUGCUGCUUAAAUUAUUUAGAUUUACUCUUGAAGAGGAAAUAAGUUGCAAAGUUGUGAAACCCAUUGACAUAAUAGCAGCGACGCCAUUGGUGUUGAAAAUGGCUGUAAGCCUUUCUAGACAAUUGUCAGGAUUGAAUAGCUUACAAACUAUAAUUGGCCCUCUUGUUAACAAAAUGUUGCAAGAUAGGGAUCUGAACAUAGAAACAGGUCCUGUAGAAAUUUAUAAAGCAUGGAGAAACGAAACUGAAAUGAAAACGGGACAAAUAUCGAAACUGCCUUAUACAGUAACUCAAGAAGAAGCUCUAACAUAUCCUGAAGUAAAAACACGGUUGGAAAAGGCUCUGUCUCAGCUCAAGACGAUUGUGACCAUGUUCCUAGAUCAAAUUAUAGGCUCAACUGAACUGUUACCAUUCUGUAUUACUUACAUGGCUCGGGUUUUACAUAGAGCCCUUACAUCGAAAUUCCCCUACACACCUGAGAAGGAUAUUUUAAAAGUUAUAGGGAAUCUUGUAUACUACCAGUUUCUAAAUGCUGCCAUAGUAGCUCCAGAUGCUUUCCACAUUAUCAAUUUACCGAAUGGCACUGGACUCACGACGGAUCAGCGCAAGAACCUGGCUUCGGUCGCGAAAAUUCUUCAUUUCUCUGCUGCUAAGAAAGGGUUUGGUGAAGAAUCUAGUCAUUUGCGUUGCCUAAAUCCAUUUAUUGUCGAAUGCCACGAGAAAAUGAAGGAACUAUUCCGGCGGUGUUGUCGAGGUCCUACUCUCGAGGAGUAUUUCGCUGUUGAUGAGUACACUGAGGCCACGAUGCUUCACCACCCACACAUUUAUAUAACUGUUCAGGAAAUAGUGGAUACUCAUGCACUGCUCAUAGAAUAUCAAGACAUAAUAGCCCCUGAUCCUCGAGAUAGACUCAACGAAUUGUUGGACGACCUAGGAGAUGUGCCUUCAGUUGCACAACUUGCAUCCAGAGAUGUUGAUACACAAAUAGGAGACACUACUGAAGAGAAUGCGAGGCUAGAGGUGUGCUUGGCGCUCACAAACAAGUUCCAGGCGCCAUCUGACGACAUGACAGACUUAAACAAAUUGUUUAUUAAAACUAAGGAGUUAUGUGUCUCUAUUAUACCAUUUUUAAACGGUGAACAUCUUUUGGAGGCUCUAUGUAUUGGUACAACUAAAGCGCAACAAGAGCAGUACGCUGAAAGAAUACAAAGACGUAUUUAUUCGGGUCAGGCCCGGCAAGACGAAGUAAUGACAUUACGAGAGCAUAUAGCAAAGUUGCGCAAAAACCUACAAAUGCUUGAAGAUGAGGGAUAUGUGACCCGAGAAGACGGCUACCAAGCAUUAGUGACUUCAAUAGCUCUAGAUUUGUGCAAUAAGGGAAAAUACAGACAAGCCCAAAGGCGAGCUUUGGCUACACUCACGCGCACGAAGCAAAGUCUUCAAGAAAAAACCAAGUACUAUGAAGAGAAGUGUAAAUCUUAUGAUCAAUACAUAAAGUCAUGUCUUGCUAAUCUUCACACUGGAAAAAAAAGUGUUCACGCAUGCUUAAGACGAUCUGGAAAAGAUAUGCAGAAAUUGAAGUCUAAACUGACUGUGAAGUAUUCUGGCGCUAAAUUGAUGGAGAGAGGAGUUCUUCUCGAAAUAGAUGGAUUGUCACAUUCUCAAUUCAAAAAUGUACAAUUUGACAUCACACCGACAGACCACAAUGGCGUUUUUACAAUAAGAGGUAAAUUCAUGGGUGUUGAGAUGGAAACUAUUGAAGUAGACAUCCAAGACUUAUUACAAAAACAAUAUGAAGGAUGUGCAGUUAUGGAUAUGUUUGGAAAGGCUAAAAUUAAUGUAAACCUAUUAAUAUUUUUAUUGAAUAGUAAGUUCUAUGGUAAGUCUUAAGUUCUAAACUGUGUUUAAUUUUAUGUUAGCAUUAUAAUACUUACUGUUAAGUGCUGAAUAGUCUUUUUUGUCUAUGAAUUAUUAUUUUUUUGCCUAGUUCUUAUACACGCUUCAUUUAAAAUUAAUUUAGUUUGUAUUAUUUACGAGCUUAAAAUUACUACUACUUACCUAUACCUUAUGAAGUUAUAACAAAAACUGUUACGAAAUUGGACAGAUUAAGAAAAUGACCAUUUUCUCGUUAUCACUGCUGUGGUUCUGUAAGUUCAACUUUAUCGAACUAACUUUCCGAAUUCAUUAAUCUUUUAGGGUGAGCUAAUGCAAACCUUCUAAAUUCUGUUGCAAUUUGGAGCUCAGCUCUCAAAAUUGAAAAACUACGUAUGAAUAAAUAAUUUUCGCGGGCUGAGAAUUCUACUUAAUGUAUAUAAUCUUUUAGUAUUUACUGUAAUUUAAGUUUUUUAUGUGUUAACAAUUUAUUACGAUUAUUUUUUCUCAUCUCUCAUCUCAGGUCACUACAAGGGCUUCUUAGACUAGUAUGCUUACUUACUUAGUUAUGCAAGUCCGAAUGAAUGUUCGUGAAUAACCUGUUAACACCUAAAUCGUUAUGAAUUCAAUUUAUUUUAAGUAACUACCUACCAAAAGUUCAAAAAUUGAUGAAGUAUUAUGAUACCAAAUAUUCUACUAUUAUUUAUUUGAUUACCCAUAAAGUACAAAGACGCCGCCUAUAUAAUCACAAUCAUUUUACAGGGGUGGGCAAAGUGUCACAACAACGGUUUUUUUAUUGUGAUUUUAAUGAAAUUAAUAACAGCAUAAUGUGUUUUAACCUCUGUCGUAUUAUACCAGUAAACUGUGAUAAUUUGAUGAUUGAACCAUACUAAUUAUUGCAACAUUUUAUAAGUUUUUAAGCUUUUAGCUCUCUAUUUUCUGCUUAUGACAUACAAUUGUAAAUAAUUAUGAAUCAAUUCCAGUAUUUGUAAAUUUUUCUAUAAUAAACGAGGCUAACAUAAA
Trichoplusia ni (cabbage looper) is the source of this 6080-nucleotide messenger RNA. Its product is annotated as ras GTPase-activating-like protein IQGAP1. Gene Ontology annotation, molecular function: GTPase activator activity; calmodulin binding; actin filament binding. The record is from RefSeq and is a predicted model, not a curated record. The transcript has 14 exons. The coding region runs from base 150 to 5075 and encodes 1641 amino acids. Lineage: Eukaryota; Metazoa; Arthropoda; Insecta; Lepidoptera; Noctuidae. Gene Ontology annotation, cellular component: cytoplasm. Gene Ontology annotation, biological process: regulation of actin cytoskeleton organization; regulation of GTPase activity.